This is a messenger RNA of Lytechinus variegatus (green sea urchin), 962 nucleotides long. RefSeq lists its product as uncharacterized. Bases 1 to 738 code for a protein of 245 amino acids. The transcript has 3 exons. Gene Ontology annotation, molecular function: protein binding. NCBI's taxonomy places the organism in Eukaryota, Metazoa, Echinodermata, Echinoidea, Temnopleuroida, Toxopneustidae. The record is from RefSeq and is a predicted model, not a curated record. Gene Ontology annotation, biological process: regulation of apoptotic process.
AUGUCGUCAUGCUUGAAUGAUAAGAAACAGCCAAGUGUUCGGAAAAACCUGAGGUCUUUGUUGUAUUCUGUAGCUGCACAACUCACCAGUGACGACCUCCACAGCCUACUGUUUCUUACAGCUGGGAUCAUUAAUUCCAAGCAAGACAAGGAGAGGAUAAGAUCAGCUGGAUCAACUCUCGACUUAUUUGAAAUUCUAAUGGAGAGGGAUGCUUUGAACGACCAGAAUGUCAAUUUGCUUUUCGAUCUGUUGUCAAAAAUUAGAAGGUUCGAUGUGGCGAAGAAGGCGAGGGACAAAUGGGAUGAAAUAAAAACUCAGUUGCAUCCUGAUGAUCCGGACCCAUGUCAUAACGGACCCGAUCCCUCCCGAACCCAACACCAUUCCCAAUCUGUCAGGGAGCUCAAUCACAGGGGCAUUGUCAAGAGAAGGAAACGGUAUUUUGAAGGACGUCCAAGUCAACGUCAAGAUUACAGGGGGCAGCAUCCGACGGCAAUGAUUGAUUGGGCGGACAAGGAAGUCCAGAAACUAUUGCAAGAACCAUUUCGACCACGAUCCAGGCCUAUCACCAGAGACUAUCAUAUUCUCCGGCACACCAGCUACAAAAAUGCCAUGAGGGAUUUUCUGACUCAAAGCAUCGCCGCUGGAUCAUACUAUUGUCCUAUGGACAUGGUGGACCAUAAAAACCUCUUCAAUUAUGACGGGAUUGAAGCUGAAAACCUCAAUCAUUGCAGCACUUGAUCUGUUCUUCUCAAUCAGAACAAUUUGUGUGUGAGGGCUUGAUAACAUGACGUUACUAACAUUUUGAUCACGCUUGUCACUAUCUCAAGAAAAUAUACAUUAUAAUAUAUAAAAAUACUACGUGGAAUAGCGAUUUCUCCUAGGGAUAACUUUGCUAAAGAUGCAAUUAGAUUUAACUGAUGAUCUGAACUGUUUCAACUUUAUCUGCAGAGCCCCAAUUCUAG